Molecule: messenger RNA, 1446 nt
Organism: Musca vetustissima
Lineage: Eukaryota; Metazoa; Arthropoda; Insecta; Diptera; Muscidae
Product: circumsporozoite protein-like
Exons: 2
Coding region: 1-1446 (481 amino acids)
Source: RefSeq, a predicted model, not a curated record
AUGAAAAUCAUAAAAUUAUCAAUUCGUAUUUUGUCAAUACUCUUGGUAUUUGUGUUGAAUAUUGUGAAUCCAAUUGUGGAGAUUAAUGGCCAGGUUAUAACUGUGGCGGUGGCCACUUCCAGUUCGUUUAGUAAUGGCAAUCGUGGACAAUCCUUUGCUACGGCCAAUUCCAAUUCUGUGGUGAAUAUAAGGAAUCAGGGUAAUAGACAACCCCAACAGCAACUACAACAGCUACGACCCGGAUUAAAUCAAAUUAAGAAACCAAUUCAGGGACAACAUGUAACGCAGGGUAGUGUACAUAGACCCCAGCUUAAUCAGAACAAACCACAACAACAUCACAAUAAUCAGCAAGGCCAUCAAAGACCUCAUCAGCAACAACAACAACAUAACAAUCAAGAUCAGUUACUGGCAAAUCCGCAACUAAACAUCUACGGUCAAUAUCUGACAGGAUAUUAUCCGAGACCACCAUAUAAUCCCUUCGGGUAUCAACAACCAUUUUUACCCACAUAUCCCCACCGACCAAAUCCAUUUGCACCACCACCUCAAAUAGGAUUGGGUGAAAUACCCAAUUCUGGUCUGGGACAAAUUCCCAAUUCUGGCCUAGGUCAAAUACCCAAUUCUGGCCUCGGUCAAAUACCCAAUCCUGGACUGGGUCAAAUACCAAAUGCGGGAAUAACAGAUCCCUUUGAUCCAAAUAUACAAAUACCCAACAACAAUGUACCGCCGGCUUUCAACAUACAAACACCCCCGGGACAGAUUGGUCAACCACUGAAUGGCAACCCCACCUUGGGACAACUUGUUCAGACACCCAAUCAACAGCUUACACCAAAUGCCAAUAUACCACCUUUUAACGUUCAAAUACCUUCCGAAAAUCAACAGCCAAACAGCAAUCCCUCAUUUGGUAUUGUGCAGACACCAAAUCCGAAUUUACAAGGCAGUCUAGCACAAUUACCCACCACCGGUAAUACUCCAUCGUUGGGCAAUGGCGGGAUUCCACCCAACAAUCAAUUAAAUCCCAAUGUAAAUCCCCCAUUUGGCAGCAUACAAACACCCAAUCCAAAUUUAAAUUGCCAACUUCCAAAUUCUCCAAAUUGCAAUUUGGGUUCCAAUCAGGACGUACUAAUUUCACAAAAUGUCGACAAUCCCCUGUUUGAACCAAAUCCGCCCGCAACAAAUAACAACAACAUAAAUGGUCCGGUUCUAAGUCCUAUGCCACCAACCACCAUGAAACCAGUAACAGAGACUUCCACUAUUUCUCAAAGUUUAAUAGAAGCAAUUUUUACACCAAAAGCCACAACCCCAUCAAUAAGAACAACAACAACCACAAGACAACCUUCAAUAAAUCCCGAUGCCAUUGUUAAUCCAGAUUCACCAAAUUAUCAUAAAACUCCCAUUGACGAAACGGAGGAAUACUAUCCCGGCAUUGAUGUUAGAAUAGGAAACUAA